AUGGGCGGCGAAAGUAGUGAGCCUACAACACCUGAGGAGGUCCAACCCCAGGAAACAGUGGCGAGCCCACCACCCGACCUGGUACCCCCACCUUUCCCUGCCGCUUGCGCAUGGUCCCCAACCCAUCACACCGGGUCUCCGGAUAGUUGGAACACGAAAGUCGCCAACGAGUCGCGCACGCGGACGAGUGCCGUUGGCGAGCUGAUCUAUCUGGGCGAUAGCGCCGAUUCGUCCCUACUGGAGGAUAUCCGAAGCCUUGCUCAGAAUGUGGGGACCCCCCCCAAGCCAAGUCUAGACGAGGCAAGAAACCUCAUCCAGACCUUCCUCUGGGUCACCACAAGCUUCCUCGAUCUCUUCGACGAAGUGGACCUGGAACGAUCUCUUGAGCAUUGGGCCACGGCACCAACAGGCCAUGAGCAGCAUCGUGAUCAGGACACCAUUUACUUCCUCAUCUUCGCCAUCGCUGCACAGGCGGAUCCUACAGACAAGGAUUCUCUUGCCGACAAGUACUUCGCGUACGGCCGCUAUCUGGUAGCCUGCCACUACUCCGAGCAGCCAAGUACUACGGCCAUUCAAGCCUACAUGUUGAUUGCAAUGUACCUUCUCACCGCAGCUCGACGCGAUGCCGCAUUCAUGUACACCGGCCUCGCGACCCGCGCCGCAUAUCGCAUCGUCCGCCAGAGACUGUGGAAGGUGAUCUUCCAGGAGAUCUUGGACGACGUUUACUCCGAAAGACACGUUUCGAGCGACGUGUUGCGCAAAAUCAGCAACCACCAGCGCGAAUGGACGAUUCGCUUGCGAGAGGGCUUGGAGCACGAUGGAAUUCAGCAGACGGACUUUGUCGGCGCCGGUGAACACUAA
Molecule: messenger RNA, 861 nt
Organism: Ramularia collo-cygni
Lineage: Eukaryota; Fungi; Ascomycota; Dothideomycetes; Mycosphaerellales; Mycosphaerellaceae
Exons: 4
Coding region: 1-861 (286 amino acids)
Biological process (GO): positive regulation of transcription from RNA polymerase II promoter by galactose; DNA-templated transcription
Cellular component (GO): nucleus
Molecular function (GO): zinc ion binding; RNA polymerase II cis-regulatory region sequence-specific DNA binding; DNA-binding transcription factor activity, RNA polymerase II-specific
Source: RefSeq, a predicted model, not a curated record